Messenger RNA from Arabidopsis arenosa, 1811 nucleotides. The record is from the annotation of a GenBank genome assembly. NCBI's taxonomy places the organism in Eukaryota, Viridiplantae, Streptophyta, Magnoliopsida, Brassicales, Brassicaceae.
GGAAUGAAUAUGAAUAUGAUUCGGCGGGGUGGUAUUCCGAAGAUGAAGAAGAGGAGGAAGAGGAAGAAGAAGUGGAAGAAUUCAAGAUGUCGUGUAACACAAGUUACCAUGUGAUAUCUAGAGAUCAAAAUCCAGAUUUGAUAGCUGAUAUAGGAGACGACGGAGAAUCUUUAGUGUUUUACAAUAAUAACUCUCAAGGUGGACUAAAUAAUCAACACACGAAGGAGGAGUUCAAUAAUGUCUAUCAAACUCAUGAACACGAAGAAGAAGAUGAUCAAGAUUCCAACACUUCUUCAACGGAGGAACACUUUUCUUCUGCCAAUGUUUCUCCUUAUCACAGCGAAUCAUCAAUAGAAGAGGAAGAUGAUGGCGUUGAAGAUCUUCCUGACAAUCGUUAUCACGAUGAUGAAGAUGAAGAUGAAGAGGUUGGAGGAGUGUCACGAUACGAUGUCGUUGAGGAUUUGGUUCGUAAGCAACCAAAUACUACUACUAGUACUCGUGGUCCCUCUCGUUUCCAAAGUGGUUUGGUGUUCAAUGACAAAAGCUACAAUGGAGAGUUUGUGUCUAAUGGAGGAAUCAAGAAUGAUGUUGACGAGAUACAGUCAUCAUCGGGGUUUUCCAUGAGAGAGAUAAAAGCAGAGGAAUUAGAGGAAGAGGAAGAAGAAGAGAGAGGAGAGAUAUUCGGAGAGUCAUGCACGAAUGGGUCAACGUCAAAAAGCUCAUCGGAAUGGAGAAACUCUGUCAAAACUGACGACCCUUUCUCAACUUCCUCUCGCCGGAGUUGCCCUAAAUGGGAAUCUUACACCGUCUUCCAAAAGUACGACGAAGAAAUGACUUUUCUCACUAGAAUCUCUGCCCAAAAGCUUCACGAAACAGAAUCGUUGAAGUCAAUCAUGGUGGAACCAAGAUCGAUCUCGGAGAGGAUCGUUCACAAGUUUACAUCAAACGGACACAAGAAAAAAAAACAACAAUAUCCUGGUAGCAAUGGGUCGAGACCAAACCCGUACGUGGAACUAGAAUCAGCUUACGUGGCACAGAUAUGUCUAACAUGGGAAGCUCUAAGUUGGAACUACAAAAACUUCGAGAGAAAAAGAUCAUCCACGCAACGAAGCUUCAACGACGUCGGAUGUCCGGCCGGAAUCGCCGACCAGUUCCGUACGUUUCAUAUUCUAUUACAAAGAUACGUGGAAAAUGAGCCUUAUGAACAUGGAAGAAGACCAGAGAUUUAUGCCCGAAUGCGAACUCUUGCUCCUAAAUUGCUUCUUGUUCCUGAAUACCAAGAUUAUGAGGAGGAGGAGGAGAAGGAAGAAGAGAAAGAGGAGGGUUUCAGGUCGAGGAUAUCGUCAGCAUCGUUCUUGAUGAUUAUGGAGGAAUGCAUAAGAACAUUCAUGAAUUUUCUCAAAGCGGAUAAAGAGAAGCCUUGUCAAAAGAUCCUCAAAGCCUUUUUUGGGAGAAGUAAACGAGGCUCCGUUGAUCCAACCCUUGUCCAUCUCAUGAAGAAAGUCAACACAAAGAAAAAGACGAAGCUGAAAGAGAUGCGUCGAGGAGGAAAAUACAUGAGGAAGAAGAAGAUGAGUAUAGAGGAGGAAAUGGAGAUAUUGAUGGGUUUAAUAGACUUGAAAGUGGUGUCAAGAGUACUGAGAAUGAAUGAAAUGAACGAAGAGAAUUUGCAUUGGUGUGAAGAGAAGAUGAGCAAAGUUAAAAUUAUUCAAGGUGGAAAGGUGCUUCAAAGAGAUUCCACUCCACUUUUCUUUCCUCCACAUUGACCCCACUAUUUUAAUCUAAUCUCUGAAUAUACCCUUUAUUCUUUC